This is a messenger RNA of Chilo suppressalis (striped riceborer), 1848 nucleotides long. The record is from the annotation of a GenBank genome assembly. Lineage: Eukaryota; Metazoa; Arthropoda; Insecta; Lepidoptera; Crambidae.
UAGAACUUCAAAAUUUACAGGAAGCAAACCAAAACAUUAAAAUCCCUGAAGUUAUAUUUAUUUCCAUCUCAGUCCUCGUGUGCCUGUUUUUUAAUUUCCCAAUUAUCUGUUUUGAUAUAAAUGAAAAUUUGUGGAUAAAAGGUAUACCAAUACAAUGGUAGAGGAUUCUAUUCCACUGAAAACCGACGAGCAGUAUCCUUUACUUAAAGUGGAGACCGGCGGCGGAGACAGCGGUCGGCCUACACCAUCUGUGGUGACUCCCGGUUGGAACGUUGUAGGCUCCCAAAAGAGAUCAUGGCUGGAUCGCUGGCCAGAACUCAUAUCAGCAUUUUGGAUGUCUGGUAUGCUAUUGGGAAUUUUUUGCCUAAUGUUAUAUGGACUCGGACUUGGCGUUGUAAGACGGCAGCCCAUCCUUAUAUUGCACUGCAACUCUUCUAAGCCUGGAACCGAAGUUUACUAUCACCAUAUAGUUGAACGUGGCAGUGUCGUCCCAUUUAAUCUAAUUUCCGAAUAUUUGUCUAACAUGGCCACACUAUAUCCCUUGUUACGGCACAAUAUAAUGUUUUUGAUGGACGACACGUUACAAAGUGAAUACCGAGGCUCCAGACAUUCAAGAUUUUUCAACAAACUGAUACCGUAUCACACUGAACUAGGUAACCACAUAGACGAGAAUAUCCAACAACAACUAAAAGAUUUCCAAUCAAAACAUAAUAACGUGAACGUUACAGUCGUGUCCAUUAGCAAAUAUAUGGCCACAACGCCUUUAAGAUAUAGAUGGAGAACUAUUCCGAUAGCAUAUUUAACAUUUUAUGCAAGAGUGUUCUCUGUAUGGCAAAACGGAGGAAUUGGGAUGGAUUUGGAAGUCUUCAGUGCUCAAUUCAAUCGUGGUAAACUUCCAGACAGAAGAAUCAGUGAGAUUUUAAAGCAACAUAACAAUGGCAUUCAGCCGGAUGAGUAUACUAAUAGUAUCAAAAAAAUUGACAGAGAAGAGCAAAACGAAGUUUUGUCUCUAUUUUAUGGUAUAGUUUCCCAAAUAUUAAAUGAAACUCGGGCCUUUUUCAACCGUACUUUACUUUAUUCUGACGAAAAAGAUAAAACAGCGUUAGAACCGUUAGUUCGCACUAAUAGAAAUAAACGAGAUACUAAGGGAAAUAUAUCACAAAAUAUUACAAACAAUACUGAAAAGAUUUUUACAACAAAAUUAAGCAAUUCAAUAAAUACGACAAAUAUAAACAUAGUUGAUAACGUAUACAAGAAUGAGAAAGUUGGACUCGAUAAACUUAAUACUUCAAAUAAUGUGAAUGAAAUACCGAGAACCAUACGACCAUAUGAAAAUAAAAUACAUAAAAUACAAAACUCUUCAAGUAAUGGGCUUUUGUAUCCAAGCACGUCUGAAAUGCCACAAGUGUGGGUUUUAUAUGAUUUUUCACUUCUUUCUGAUAAUAUCCAGGCGCCCUCGUACCGUUUGCCAGAAUCAUUGAUGCAAGGUAAUACGCCAGUUCUGCCUACUGCAGAUCAUAUGAGUGCAAGGGUGAAUCAUUCUAAGUCAGUGCCUGUUAUUUUAUCAAUAAAUGUCGAAGGAACAUUUAUUGCUGCUUCUUUGAAACAACACCCUUUAUUAGCUCAUAUUGUCUCAGCAAGGUGUCAACGAAUGCCUCCAAAAUUUGCUAUACAGGAUGCCGUGAUUUCACAAUGUUCAAAUUUAUUUAGAGAUGAUUUCUAUUGUAGUAAUAUUUACUUACUUUACUAGCUUACUUUAUAUUUAGUGUAUUGUAUAUUUUUUAUGUUGUUAGGAUAGUAAAGGUAUUUAAAUUUCGUGUUUUGUAAUAAAUUAUGUCUAAGGCGAAU